AUGGACACAACAUAUGAUAAAGCGGUUGCUGAGGCACUCCUUGAUAACAUCAGAGAAAGAAGCAUCGUUGAUGUCGUUCGCUUCCUAAAAACAAUCCCCCAAGAGAUUAGGAAUCGUCUGUUCCCGUUCACGGAUGAGAACAGGAAGAUCCCAGGUAAGAAGCAGGACCCAAGUGAGUUAUGGGAGAGGUUUCCCCAUCCCUUCCUUCAAGUGGCCUGUGAGCGCGGAGAUGUGAAUAUUGUGCACGUCUUGUUGGAUAAUGGCGUGGACGCAAGUCAGCGGACGGACAGGGAGGGGACAGCAUUGGAAGUCGCUAGCAGACAUGGCAAACUGGUCAUCUUGACGGCUCUGAUUGAGUGGGCGCCAGAACUCAUCGAAGAUGAAGACACCGUGAAGGAUUUAAUGGCCAUAGCUUGCUUCGCUGGACACCGAGACAUAACUGACUACUGGCUGGACAAACUUACUGAACUCAAGAACGGCGAAGCACCUUGCAAGGAGGACUUUGUUGCGGCAAAUGAUCCACUCAUUGCGGCAUGCAAAGGGGGACACUGUUAUCUCGCUGCUUAUCUUCUCGAGAGGAGAGUGACAAUUGUGAAUGUAGAAACUGCUUUCAGAACUGGCCAGAAGUUUCCUGAUCUUCUACAGCUUUGGUGUCAAAAAGAAGCGCAUGAAAUAGAAGGACGGCAAAAGAAGUGUGUUGCCCAAUGGAGCGCUCGUCAGUUGCAUCACUUUGACGAUACUUGGCUCACUAAUCCAGACCUACGUACGCUGGUCCAAGUCAACCUAUCCCACAAUGCACUGGAGACGAUCCCAACACCGUUGCUAUGGGGAAUGCCAUGCUUGGAAUCAUUGGACCUAUCCCACAAUGCAAUGAGAAAGCUCCCUAGCCCAGAUUCUUUAACGGCGCUUCAAAAAUCGAGGUUGACAUAUCUGAAGGUUUCCCACAAUAAGCUUGACAAUGCUCUCUUAGAGAUUUUCAUGCUGCCACUGCUUGAGAAUCUGGAUCUGUCUCACAAUCGCAUCACAAGUCAUCAUAGACGCUCCGUCUUCAAGCUGGUCAAACCAGAUGAGAGUGAAAGUGUCUGGGACUGCAGCAGCCUGAUGGUGUUAAAUCUGUCCUAUAAUAAGAUCAUCCACAUUCCUCCUGGCAUCAGCACUGCCAAGAGUUUGAAGAAACUCAAUGUGUCUAAUAACAGACUAUCAGAGCUUCCUGCUGCCUGGGAUUGCCCAUUGAAACGCUUGGAUGCCUCCAACAACAAGAUUGGGAAAGUCCCUGACAUGCAUGAGUACUGGAAUCGUUCCCUCACGAACUUAAACCUCAGCUGUAACCACUUGACGGAGAUUCCUUGGACUGUCUGUCAGCUGACUCUGCUGGUAAAGCUGAAUCUGUCCGGCAAUAAAAUCACCGAGCUUCCUCCUACUGACUACUGGAACAUCUACAGCCUCAGAGAAUUGUUACUGGCUGAUAAUUGUUUUGAAUUUACGGAGAACACGGCCUCCCCAUCAGCACCUGCCAUUGUCAAGAAAAGAAGAUCCCUCAGGUUCUUCUCAAGGGAUAUAAGUCAAACAACCAGUUUGGAAGUGCCACCGAUCGGAGAUGCCACAGCUUCAUCGGUUGUCUUCCCAGAGAGCUUCUGCGAUUCUCUGUCAACCCUAGACCUGAGCAAUAACCAGCUACGGGACGUGCCCCCUAGUCUUUGCAAAUUGGCUUGCCUACAAAGGCUGGAUCUCAGCGGUAAUACAGGCAUUGAGAAACUCCCAGACAAUCUGGCGCGAUUGAAAAGACUGAGGUCCCUCAAACUCGACGACUUGAAGAUUAAGGAGCCAGAGACGCUUGUGCCUGUCAUUCAGGCUGGGCAACUUCAGACAGGGGAAAUCCUGGAGAAACUCAACGAAAGACGCUUGAGUUGUAAACCACACCGCGGUAUGAAACUCAUGUUGGUGGGGCCAGAGAAAUGCGGCAAGACCUCAGUGUUGUCCUGUUUGACCAAGAGGGAAGUUCUGCCCGAUGAAGAUCUAAACAUCAAUCUUUGCUCUUGGACUCUUCAGAACCCUGACAAAAUGCAACAAAAGCCCUUGCCUACGAAGUUUUUGAAGCCUAUUGAUUUGUCUACGGAUCAGAGUGUUUCUGACCAAAGCGAUGUACAUUUUUCGAUGUGGGAUCUGAAGGGAGGUAAGCUCGAUACUAUUAUCCAUCAGAGUUUCUUCACACCUAGGACGCUGUACCUGUUGGUCUGGGAUCUCAGAGACGGCUUGGAGGGUGUUGAUCAGAAGUUAAAACCCUGGCUGCUUAAUAUUCAGGUAGUCUUUUCAAGGGCAUCGGAGAGUGUCACCAUCAUUGUCUCCACCCAUUCAGACAAAGCAAAGAAGGUUAAGUCGAUCGCAGGUGCAAUCAUCAAUAAAUACAGUGGUCGAGAUGGGUUUCCAGACAUCGCUGAUAUUGUUGAGGUCACAGCAACGAGCUCUCAUGGGGACGGCAUUGAAGAAUUACGGGGCAUUAUUUACCGGAGGGCUCUUGGAAUGAGGAUCAAAAAGAGCCGGGCUUCAGGAGCUGCUCCAGGACAGACAGACAUUCCCCUGAUUGGAAGAAUGGUGCCUCACUCGUUCAGUGUUCUGCAAGAGAUCAUAGUAAAUCAGAGUGUGCGUCGUAAGCACAGCAAGCCCCCUCUCCCACAAGUCUUGGAGGAUGCGGAGAUGAUAUACCACAUUAAAAAGAUUCCAGACAGUACGAUAGAAACCCAAGAGGAUAUCAGUGAAGCUAUUGAGUUUCUGAGCACCUGUGGCACCCUUGUACAUUUCAAUGACCACCUCCAAGGUCUAAGAAGCCUGUACUUCAUCGAUCCAGUCUGGCUGUACAACAUACUCAUCAACGUUGCCGACGUCAAUUCGUCCUUCGUCAAGGAGGGGCGCAUACCCAGGACCAUCUUGGAGCAGGAAUUGUUUCAGAAUAGCGAUUUUGGGGAGGGACGGUUUGAGGAAUAUCUACAGCUUCUGCAGAGAUUAGACAUAGUACAUCAAGUCAGCAAGGAAGAAUUCCUGAUUCCGAGUCGACUUCCCAAAGACAAGCCGGGUCAGGAUUACUGGAUCUCACAGAGCGAGGACAGUCCAUUUCAGGUCUUAGAACGCCAUUAUAGGUUAGCCUACGAUCCGCCAGGAUUCUGGAGUCGACUGGUGUCCAGAGUCUACGUAUUCCUCAAGUUACUGGAUGAGGAGGGAAGCAAGGGGACUAAGAGGGAGUCUCAAAAAAGGCCGGUGAAGAGAGGCGAGGAAGCAAGGAGGUCCCCAAGUUUGAGCCCAACAAUGCCAAGGGGACUGAUGCUGACACACACCAACAUCACUUAUUGGCAGACGGGCGUGAUUGUCCAACAUGCAUCCGGUGUUAUCUCGUUGAAACCAGCCACCUUUGAAGACAAGCCUGGCAUCUUCGUCCAGAUUCAAUGUCAAGUCGGCGAGUUUACAGCCAUGGGGUUCAUAGUGGAUCAGAUCGAACACCUCAUUCAUGAUUGGUACCCUGGCCUGGAUCCCAGCGGCAUGACUGAGAAACAAUUUGUUGAGAGAUUUGUCCCUUGUCCGGUCUGCAAAAUUACAAAGUUCUCUGUCAGCAAACUCGCAUUGGAAGCCGCUUUGCAGAUUAUGGAUGAGGUGAAGUGUCCCAAACAUCCCAUGGAAGGCGUAGCUUUACCUAAACUCCUCCCUGAUUUCUUUUUGAUGGACCUACCAGUCAGGAUCCUUGAUAAGAAGGCGUUUGCAUUUGAUCCCUGGACCAGUGAGUCCCUCGGCAGAGGAGCAUACGGCGAGGUCUUUAAAGGAAAAUAUCGACAUGAAGAUGUCGCUGUCAAAAUGCUGGCUAAAAAAGCGAUUUUGUGUGGCAGGCCAGAAUCGGGGGUGCAUACAUCUGGGAGGGAAGAUAACAGCAAAACGUCUAGCAGCAGUAGCAGUCCACGAGACAGCGGCAACCAAUCAUUAUCCCCAAUGCCGUACGAUGAGAGUAUCGCCCCUAAUGAGAUGCUUGUCAUGGAGGGAUUCUCCAACCUGCGCAGUGAAGUGGCCACCAUGUGCAAGCUGCGACAUCCCUGUAUCAUUCAGCUCAUUGGGAUAUCAAUCCAGAAUCUCUGCUUUGCCAUGGAGUUAGCUCCACUACGAGACCUCGCAAAACUACUCCGUCGAGAAUCCGAAAGCCAUCGAGAGAGUUUUGUGAGAAAGGAGAGGGCUUAUGGGACUAUUCUAGACCGUGUUCUGACCUUUAAGAUCGCCAUGCAGGUAGCCCGUGGGGUGUCCUACCUUCACAACAAGAAGAUAAUCUACUCUGACCUGAAGACUGACAAUGUGUUGCUGUGUUCCUUGGACGUCGAUGCUAACGUCAACAUUAAACUGACCGAUUAUGGGGUAGCUCGGACCAUGGAUUUGCAGGGAGCCAGGGGACGCGCUGGUACUCUGAGAUUCUGUGCACCAGAGAUACUACGAGGAAGAAUGUUCACAGAACAGGCGGACUGGUACUCCUACGGUAUGUUGCUGUAUCACCUGAUGUCCGGUGCAUGGCCUUACGACCACCUCAAGCCUGAAAUAGAUAUCCAUAGCGCUCUCAACGCCGGCACCAAGCCAAACUUUCGGCUCCGAGACUACGUGAUCAUCACCAUGUUCCCAUUUCUUGAGAGAUUAAUGGAGAGGUGUUGGAAUGAUAACCCACUGCAGAGACUCAGUGGGGAUGAUAUCGCCAAGGCAAUGAAGAACGGAAGUUUCACUUGCUUGGAAAAUGUCAUCAGUUUAAACGAGGAGGAGAUAGCGUGUGUGCAUCUUGGCUCAGGCGAGAGUGAUGAGAACUCGGAUUAUUUGUGGUUCUGGACUGGUGAGGGUGCAAGUCGUCGGUUUGCAAAAAUCAACGUCAAGUUUUUCACCGAAGGAGAUGUCAAGACAGAAAGACUCAGCCCGGGCUCGCGAGCUAACUGUAUGGUGCGAGUGGGAGACUGCCACCUUGUAGGCACAGAGAACAACCGCAUUCAGCUCUUUGGACCACAAGCCGUCGAUCGGCAGGAUUUUAUCGUUGAUGCUGAGGUUCUCUGCCUCUGUUAUCUACCCAUCAACGACAAGGACACGCAGGGGCUUCUGUUCGCUGGUUUGGCUGAUGGUCACGUGGUUAUCUUGAGGCACAAUCCAGCAGCAACGGACUGCAGCAACAGGCAGCAGGAGCCAGUUUGGUCCCGGGUGAAGACAAUAACCUUUGAGAAUAAGCGUUGUAAUCUGCUGGAGCCAGUCCCUGAGAGAGAUGAGCUGUGGAUAGCAUGCGGGAAUAAGCUGCGUGUUCUUAGCACCGAGAUCUUGUUGCUGGAUGCAUCGGGCAUCACAGUGACUUCAACAGCAAAGCGCUCUCUGGUUGGUUUGGCUCAUGACCAUGACAGCCUCUUCUGCAUCAUCGAACGCUCCUCCCAGGUACUUCAGUAUAACAUGGCUAACAGGCAGCUUGUGAAUAUCCUUCAGUGUGGAAACACCAUGCUGGCGAGAGGAGUUUGUCUGAUAUCUCCGCCGGAUGAUGGCAUCCACGUAAUAGAUGAGGAGCAAGCUGAGGAUGACGAAGAAGUUCGUUAUGAGGACAAUGCCAUCCAAGUACUGUGUAUUUUAACUGUCAAAGAUACCCUGUGGAUUGGCACAAACACCGGCAAAACUCUAGUCCUUUGCCUCGACUCAGAAACACAGCACAGUGUCGGCGAAGUGCUUGCCAUUCUUGGACUCCUUCCAGAAUUUGACAAUAAGAAUGGGCCAGUUAAAAAGCUCCUUAGGGCCGGGGACGGGCACGUUAUGGCGAUGCAGGAGCUCACAGGAUCAUCACCACCACCACUCAACCAGGAGACGCGUCUCAAUCAGUACCAGCUGCUGUUAUGGCAAGCAUGGGGUUCGCAAGAGGUGGCAAAGUUUGAUCACAUCCACCAUGCGUUGGAUGAGGCAGAGCUGGCUUUGGGCAAUUGAAGAGACACGUUGCUUCAACAUCGUGAUUUCAUUCGAAGAUAAAAUGUAUUGUUCCACAAGCAUCAUUGUUUAUGUUACUGUCAUUCAUAUGGUUUGUUGGGAACACAUCUGUAUACAUUAAAGUACAGUAUAGGCAAAUUUGAAAACGCAAUAACAAUUGAUAUAAUUAUAUUGGUCUGUUCAACUUUUGUUAUUCUAAUUAAGAAUUUUAACUGGUUCAUUAUGUUAAUAUGUUAAUUAAGGUUUACUGUUUACUGGUCUGUUGAUUCCAAGAAGCAUGCGAAAGGGCCCUUUAGUUUACACGUAGAACAGGGAACACAGAUAUAUCCCGAAAAUUGGAAAAUUGACCAGCCUGGCCACUAUCUGGCAAAACUUUUGCUUGUCUAAUUAAAGAAUCAUCAUUAAUAUUUUGAUAGCCGAAUAUUUGAGAGAGAAUUUUUGUAACGAAACGAAACUAAGUAAAGUCUGUCACGAAGCAAUGUGGCCCAUCAGGUUCUCAGUAGUAUGAAACGACUGAUAAUAUUUGCACGUAUACAAAAGUGCAACUUUAUUUCCGGUACCAUUUGUUAUAAAUUGCUUAAUUUUGUACACAUUAUCACUGUUUUGGGCCAAACAAAGAGUAUGGCUGGAUUGCUAAGGAAU
Messenger RNA from Patiria miniata (bat star), 6603 nucleotides. RefSeq names its product leucine-rich repeat serine/threonine-protein kinase 1-like. Gene Ontology annotation, molecular function: ATP binding; protein kinase activity; protein binding. NCBI's taxonomy places the organism in Eukaryota, Metazoa, Echinodermata, Asteroidea, Valvatida, Asterinidae. The record is from RefSeq and is a predicted model, not a curated record. Bases 1 to 5961 code for a protein of 1986 amino acids. Gene Ontology annotation, biological process: protein phosphorylation. The transcript is spliced from 24 exons.